Paramecium sonneborni is the source of this 556-nucleotide messenger RNA. The record is from the annotation of a GenBank genome assembly. NCBI's taxonomy places the organism in Eukaryota, Ciliophora, Oligohymenophorea, Peniculida, Parameciidae.
UAUGGGAUAAUAAUAAACUAAAUAUCCAAUUCAUGUUCUUAUUAAGGAUAUUGAAUAUUUUAAUAAAGUUAUCAAGUAAGAAUCUAUAUUAUUUAUUUUCAGGUCAACUCCUAUAUAACAAGAAUUAAGUAAAAAAAUAGAAGCUGAAUUGAUUUAGAAUAAAUUAACAUUUUCAGAACAAUUACUUUCAUCCAAAAACAAAACUGAUCUUGCAAUCAUACUUAAAAUUGAUAACAAACAAAAAUUGAUCAAUUAAGAAACAUUCUAUAAAUUAAAAUAAUUAACUCAAGAUUUAGCAUAUUUGUACAUGAAAAACAAUGAAGAUGAGAUGUGUCAAAUUUGUUUUGAAAAAAAAAUAGAUAAACUAUUGCCUUGUGGUCAUAGUUAUUGUUAAAAUUGUAUAGAAGGAUGGUUUAGUGUAAAAGAUAGAGAUUCUUGCCCUAUGUGUAGAACCAGAUUUACUAAAUAAAAAAUGCUUUAAAACUCAUUUUGCUUUCCAGAUGAAAAAGAUUUCAUAGAUUCUUUUAAAGAAGAAGUCCUAAAAAUUUUAAAUUGA